AUGCAGGCUUUUUAUAGUUUUAUAUUUUUUUAUGGAAAUUUAAUUUUAUUUUGUAAUUGUUCGGGUCCUGAAGAAAUAUUGUGCGCCAACGAAGCAUGUACAGAACCCAUUUCAAAAGCUCGUGGAAUUGUGUCUUAUAAUGCUGACAGCUUCGAAAGAUUAAGUUUUAAAAGUGGUCAAGAAAUAACUAUUGUUAGCAAAUCAAAGGCAGAAAAGGAUUUCUGGGGAGCCAUUAUAGAAGGCAAAAAUGGAUUUGUGCCUUCUCAAUUAAUUAAAGAAAUAAAAGUAUUUCAUCCCACAGAAAGAUUAAUGGUUGUGCACACCACAGCAUCAAAAAGUCAUAAUGCAUUUACUGAUGUCAGUGAUACAAAUAAUGUCUCCUCAAGCAAUAAUAAUCUUGCAAGUGAUUUUGAAAAUCAAAUUCAAAUAGAUAAAAAUAUAAAUUUAGAUUUAAAAAUUGAUGUAAGCAGUCAAACCACUGGUUUGAAUCAAAAUGAUAUUCAAUCAUAUAAUGUAGAAAAAGAAACAGUAAAUAAUUUAUAUACUGGGUCAGAGCCCUCAGGAAGUUUGUCUCCUACAGUAUCAUAUAAUGUUAUUGAGGGUACAACUGUUUAUGUUGAUGAGAAAAAUGAAAUAAUACCAUCGAUGCCUGCAGAUACACAUAUUGAUCAAAAUUUAAAUUCAGUGGUUUUUGCUUCUAAUAAUGAAAAUGAAAACAAUAAGCAUCAUGAAAAAAUAUCAAGCAUUCCAAUAUUAAAUUUUGAAAAUUCUCAAAUGAAUAAUGAGAAAAAUAAAAUUUCUACUGAUAAAAUUGACAACUCCAAUACUUAUCAUAAAUCAAUUUUACAUGAAGAUGUAAAUGAUUUAGAAGAACAGCCUAAAAAUUUACAUUUAAAUUCAGCAUAUUCUCAAAAUUCAGAGGUACAAGGUGAAUCUAAAAUUGAAAGUUUAUUAGAAAACAACAAUAACAAUAAUAAUAAUAAUGAUAAAAUAAAUGAAAAAGAAGAAAAAAUUGAACAACUCCAUCUUCCAAGCAUUCAAACAGAACCAAUAUUUGUUUCUGAAAAAUCUUCCAUAGAAAUGAAUAACUUAAAUCAAGAGAAUAAUUUAAAAUUGGAGAUUGAUGAAAUCAGCAAAAACAACUAUUUACCACAGGACACCUCAAAUUUGGAAGACACAGAAAAAUUACUCAAUAAUAAAGAUGUUGAAAAGUUUAACCUUGAGUCAGAAGACACAUUAACAACACCAUCGAUGACUUACUCUGAUCUAGCUUCUCAUGAAAAAACACCAAAUGAAAAAGAAAAUAUUGUACCUUCUACUAGUGCUGUUUACCCUAAUGAAAUUUCAGAAAAUUUUUUUGCUCUACAUUCAGGAGGUGUUCCAAGUAAUGCACCCCAAUAUGAUGAAAACAUAAAUCAAAAAGACUUGGAAGAAAAAAUUAACUCUUUAGGAAGUUCAUUAACAGUUUCUCCUCCGUCCUAUCAAGAAGAAUCUACUUUUGUGCCAACAGAAUCUGAAAAACCACAUUCUGAAUUCACUACUAAAAAUUUAAUAACUGAAAAUUUGGAUGAGUCUACUUCUUACCAUUCAUCAGAACAUUUAACAGAAAUGAGUCCUUCAGAUGAUUCUGUCUCUGAAGACAUUAAUAAUAAGCAUUGUAAAAGUUCUAAAUGGUAUGAUUCUUACUAUUUUUCCUGGGUAAUAGAUAUGGCGUCAAAUUGGAUUGGUUUAAAUAAUGACAAAAGUGAAAUUAUUUGUGAUGAUGUUACCCAUGAUUCAAUUUUAAAACCAGAACAUUUUGAAAAAUCUGUGAAAACUCCUGAAUCAGUUAUAAAAAAUGAUGGAAUAGCAAUGGAUAAUUUAGGUAAUUUACUGGAAUCACAAUUUCAAAAAGAAUCAAUUCAAGAUGAAAAUUCAUAUUCAGCUACAGAACCAUCAAAUUGGUUUCUUGAUAAUUUGCUAACAACUAGUAACACAUUUAUUUACCUAACAGUCACAGCAAUUACAGUUCUUCUUUUCACUUUAGGCCACAAUUUUAUUGAGAAAAAAACAAAAUCAGGUCCUCUCAUCGCCAAAAUAAAUAAACUUGAGCAGGAGUUGUUUGUAACAUCAAAAGAAUGUUUAUUAUUAAAGGAAGAAAUAAAAAAUGCCCAUAAUAAAAUAAGUUUAUAUGAAAAUUCACAAAAUGAUGAUUUAAUACUUUCAUUACGGGCAGAAUUAGAAGAAUCAAAGAAAAUAAGAUCGGAUCUUGAAUCAUCAAUAGAAUUACUUCAACAAGAAUUAGAUUCCGCAACGGAAGCUGGUUUAGAUUUAAAUAAAAUGCUCUCGGAAGUUCUUACCCAAAAAGGAGGAUCUGAAUCUUUAUUGGAAUCUGUUGAGAAUUUACAAGCGCAGUUAAACAGUCAACAAUUAGUCAUUGAUGAAAUGACGAAAAAAUUAGGAGCUAAAAAUGACGAAAAUGAAAUUUUACAAGCUGCUUUAGAUACUGCAAACGAAAAAGUUGAACAUUUAGAAGAGCAGUUGAAUGAAGUUAAAUCUGAUUUGAAUCUACAUUCAAAAGAAAAAGAGUCCAUUACCGAAGAUUUAAAAAGCCAAAUUGAUCAACUUCAAAUUCGUAUUAAUCAGCUGAGUGAAAGUAGAGAAAAAGAUGUUAAAUCGGCUAAAACUAAAGUUGAAGAAUUAGAAGUUAAACUUAAAAAAGUUUCAAAUGCUUUAUCACUUAAAAAAAAUGAAUGUGAAAAUUUAAAAAAUUCUUUUAAAAAGUUAAAAUUAAACAACAACGCUUCUUGUGAAUCAUUAUUUGACGUGUGUAAAAUUAAAGCUGAACUGUCGAAAGAGGAAGAAAAAAACAAAAACUUAUUGGAAAGGUUAGAAAAUCAAGAAAAAAUUGAAGAAGAUAGAGAAAAACGGAUAAAAAUUUUAGAAAGUGAGCUCCAAAAAAUUAAAAGUGAAUGUGAAAGUGCAAAAUUAAAGGAAGAGGAAGCACAAAAAAAACUUGAAGUUCUUUCUAUUUACUUUAAAGAAAAAGAAACCCAGUUACAAAAGGAAUUAGGUUUUCAGGAAACUUUAUGGGCUCAAAAAAAGGGAGACGAGGCUGCAGUUUAUAACAUGAUUGCAUCAUUAAAAGAAGAAGUUGAGAGCUACAAAUCUCAAAAUGAAACGCUUAAAAAAGAAAUAUUUGAUCAGGAACGUGGGCUUAAAAAUCAAAUAGCAUUGCUUGAGCAAAAAGCUCAUGAAAAUUGGGUAGCUGCCCGACAAGCAGAAAGAAAAUUAGAAGAGAAUAAACAAGAAGCUGCUCAAUUAAGAAAUAGGCUUACACUUAUUGAAAAAAAUGCUUCUAAUGAUUUAGACUUGAAAUUAAACAAUCGAACUGACGAUACAAAUGGAUUAGAGCCAACUUCACCUGUACUCCAUGAUACUUCUUCACCUCUUUUAUUUCCUCCUUUACCUUUAGACCCAAGUAGUUCUCCAAUAAUUCCUCCUGGAUUUAUGCCACCUCCAAUGUUCAUGCCCCCUCCUAUGGGAAAUUUUAUACCACCUCCUCCAUUUUUACCUGGUGAUAGAAGGCCUCCGCCUUUAGGAAGAAUGUCAUCACCUCCUUUGGGGAACCAGUUUUCACCACCUCCACCAAAAGAGACAAAUAGGCACAGAAAUCUACCGUAUCCACCGUUACACAGAGGAUGGGAAGGUAGUCUGAAAGUCAAGGUUUCGUUCCUAUAUCUAAUCAAAAGCAAUCAAAGAAAGAUCGCAAAGGUUCAAACGAUAGUUCGAGACACUCAUCUUCAGAAUCAAUCGAUCAGCCAAGAAGAAACAGCGUGA
Molecule: messenger RNA, 3819 nt
Organism: Pediculus humanus corporis (human body louse)
Lineage: Eukaryota; Metazoa; Arthropoda; Insecta; Psocodea; Pediculidae
Exons: 14
Coding region: 1-3819 (1272 amino acids)
Biological process (GO): endoplasmic reticulum to Golgi vesicle-mediated transport; protein secretion; vesicle cargo loading
Cellular component (GO): endoplasmic reticulum exit site; endoplasmic reticulum membrane
Molecular function (GO): protein binding
Source: RefSeq, a predicted model, not a curated record